AUGGCCUCCCGCAUUUGCAGUCUCGAAAAAUCUCUUGCUAAAGCGACAGAGCAUCGAGACAGCGUCAGCGUCCCGUCUCCAGCCCCAAGCACCGGCAGUGCUGAACCCCUGCUAACGGAAACGGCAUCCCCUCCCCAGCCAGCGAGAGAGAUACGUCCGCGUCCGAACAACCCCAGCUAUCGAUCCAGGGAGGAUGUGCUUGUCCAGAAGGGAUCGUCCAGCCAGUACUUCAACGAAAUUCUUUUGUCUAGGGUUUUAGAAGAGGAAUCAAGCAUCGAGUCCGUCUUGACCACGGCGCCAGCGGGCUCACCAUGCCCCCCAGUCUCCCCAUUCAGCGCCUUGGGAAUCCUCUCCUCCCCCUUUCCCUCGCAGACACUCUCUGGGUUUCAUCCGCCGAAAUCGGUGGCUGUGAGGUUGUGGAAUAGCUACGUGAACAAUGUGGAGGGCUGUGCUGUACUGAAGCUGCUGCAUCUUCCCACCCAUGAGGUCGAGGUAUAUUCAACUAUCGACAGACCAGCCGCUGCGUCUUUUGAGAGCCACGCCCUGUGCUUCGCCAUCUACUUUGCCUCAGCCGCGUCUCUUGACGAGCCAGACGCCCACGCGAUUCUCGGACAGGAUAUGUCCGCUCGCCUGCUCGGCUUCAAGGUUGGCCUAGAACAGGCGUUCGCGCAGGGAGACUUUUUGGACCGUCCAACCCUGACUGGGCUCCAUGCAUUGGCGAUAUAUCUGUCCGCGCUUCGUGUCCGUAACCGCGGCAAGGGAAUCUGGGUCUUGAACGGCCUUGCCAUUCGUAUAGCAGAGUCAUUGGGUUUACAUCGCGACGGGGAACGACUUGGCCUCUCCCCAUUUCAGUCUGAGCUCCGUCGUCGCCUUUGGUGGCAGCUCCUCAGCCGAGACGGUCGCGCAGGCGAGGACUAUGGUCUCGAAGACACAAAGGGCUUGUUACUGACGUCCGAUGUCAAGCUACCCCUCAAUAUCGACGACGGAGAUCUUCGUCCAGAAAUGAAAGAGCUGCCCGCCGCAAAACAAGGCUGGACGUCCAUGACGUUCUCACUCAUCAACAUCGACCUUGUCAGGACCAUGCAGACAUUAACAGCCAUUGCCUCGUCCUCCACGCCUUCGUCUCCGCCGAGCGAGGACGAGAGAGCACAAAUCACGAAGGAGACCAGGACGCGAAUUGAGGAGCGGUUGGUGCACUGCAAUCCAGUGAUACCGCAACAGCGACUGACGCUUUACUGCUCCCUAUUCUUGAUUCGAAAGCUUGACUUCGUCACGCGACAACAGUGGCUUUUGUUGCGACAUCCUGGAGGCUCUCGCGAACACUUUGCGACCGAGGAAAACCUCAUCGAGGCCCUGGAGGUCUUGGAGCCGAGGCUUGAUAACGAGGAUGAAUUGUUGAUGCAGUUCGCCUGGGCCAAGAAGGCCUAUCCACAAUACCACGUCACAAUGUAUGUUCUGUGGCAUUUAUGCGUCAAGCCUGAGGGCCCUAGCGUGGAUCGGGCCUGGCAAGCCGUAGAAGUUCUCUUCUCUGGCGAGCUAUGGGACGAGAUCACCUCAGGGUUUGGAUCAAAGUCAGCAGUGCUAGCGGCCCUUAGGGCCAAAGCCGUCUCGCUGAGAGAGAAAAUACAAGCCCGAAACUUAGGGUGGGAGGCGAGCAACGGCAACGGCAACGGCAACGGCGAUAUGGGCCUUCACACAGGAAAAGGUCCGUCAGGGGUUGCAACGAGCCCUGCCUCUCUGUUUGGAGAUCCGGGCAGUGACAAGCUCGGUUUCGACAUCGACAUUGACAGUGAUGUAUGGCCAGAUUGGACCACACUGGCGCAGGGUUUCCAGCCAGAUGGCCAGGGAUUCUUUGAUGAUUCCUGGAGAUGA
This is a messenger RNA of Capronia epimyces CBS 606.96, 1872 nucleotides long. RefSeq lists its product as uncharacterized. The record is from RefSeq and is a predicted model, not a curated record. Gene Ontology annotation, molecular function: DNA binding; zinc ion binding. Gene Ontology annotation, biological process: DNA-templated transcription. The coding region runs from base 1 to 1872 and encodes 623 amino acids. The transcript has 3 exons. Lineage: Eukaryota; Fungi; Ascomycota; Eurotiomycetes; Chaetothyriales; Herpotrichiellaceae.